Apus apus (common swift) is the source of this 1008-nucleotide messenger RNA. Its product is annotated as platelet-activating factor receptor-like. The record is from RefSeq and is a predicted model, not a curated record. Gene Ontology annotation, molecular function: platelet activating factor receptor activity. Lineage: Eukaryota; Metazoa; Chordata; Aves; Apodiformes; Apodidae. Gene Ontology annotation, cellular component: membrane. The transcript has a single exon. Gene Ontology annotation, biological process: phospholipase C-activating G protein-coupled receptor signaling pathway; positive regulation of Rho protein signal transduction; chemotaxis. The coding region runs from base 1 to 1008 and encodes 335 amino acids.
AUGAACAGCUCAGUGCCAGGGCUGCUGCCAGCGGGACAGCCCGGCGAGUGCGAACCCAGUCACCCGGUGCAGUUCAUGCUGGUGCCCGCUGUCUACUGCCUGGUGCUGUGUGUGGGGCUGCCGGGCAACCUGGUGGCCUUACUGGUCUUCCUGCAGAGCGGCAAGGUGAGGAAGGCCAUCCGCAUCUACCUCAUCAACCUCACGCUGGCCGACAUCCUCUUCAACCUCACCCUGCCCCUCUGGAUCCCCUACUACCUGGCCGGGGGGGACUGGCUGCUCUCGGAGGCCGCUUGCCGCCUGGCCGGGGCCACCUACUACCUGGCGACCUACAGCGCCGUCACCUUCAUGGCGCUCAUCAGCUUCAACCGGUUCUGCGCGGUGCGGCGGGCGCGGCGGGCGCUGCCGCUGACGGGGCGCCGGGGCGCCGCGCUGGCCUGUGCCCUGGCCUGGUUGCUGGGGCUGGGCUGCGCCGCGCCCACCCUGGCCACCCAGCAAACCUUCCCUGCCCGCGCCGGGGCCACCGCCUGCUUCGAGCAGCACGGCCUGGGCAGGCAGCAGGCCUACGCCUACGCCAUGGUGGGCUUCUUCGCCGCCGCCUUCCUGGUGGUGCUGGGCACCUACGUCUCCAUCGCACGGGCGCUCUCGGCGCCUGCCGCCCUCUCGCCGGGCUCCCACCGGCAGCAGGCGCGCGCCAUGGUCCUAGGGAUGCUGCUGGUCUUCGUGGUCUGUGUGGCUCCCUACCACCUCACGCUGGCCCCCUGGGUGGGCAGCCAGCCCCCUGAGCCACUCUGCGGGCCCCCCACCACCCUGGAUGUGCUGCACGCGCUGAGCGUGGCCCUGCUCAGCCUCAACAGCUGCCUCGACCCCCUUGUCUACUGCUUCUCCAUCCGGCGCUUCCGCGCUGACCUGGGACAGACCCUGCGCAAGAUCAGCUGCUGCCUCCUGCUCUCCCCCCAGGCACCCUCCAGGCCCGUGCCCAGCGUCCGUGCAUCCUCCUUUGCCUCCUAG